AUGAGCAGCCCAAAGCGAAGGAUCGAGACCGAUGUCAUGAAGUUGAUGAGUGACUACGAGGUGACUUUGGUUAAUGACAACAGUGGGCAAGAAUUUUACGUGCGCUUCAAGGGCCCUGAAGAGACACCGUUUGCUGGCGGUCACUGGAAGAUUCACGUCGAGUUGCCCGAUCAAUAUCCCUACAAGAGCCCGAGCAUUGGUUUCGUGAACCGGAUCUUCCACCCGAAUAUCGAUGAAUUAUCUGGCUCAGUGUGUCUUGAUGUCAUCAACCAAACCUGGUCGCCGAUGUACGAUAUGAUCAACAUUUUCGAGGUUUUCCUCCCUCAGCUCCUGCGGUACCCGAACCCUUCAGACCCGCUCAACGGCGAGGCUGCUGCGAUGUUAAUGAGGGAACCCAAAAGCUACGAGGCCAAAGUAAAAGAAUACGUGGCCAAGUAUGCUAGCAAAGAGGCAGUUGAUGAAGCCGGAGAGGAUACAGAGUCCGAAGAUGAACUAAGCUCGGCUGGGAGUUACGAAUCUGGUGGUGAGGAACCAGCUGGUACGAUGGAUGACGUGUAG
This is a messenger RNA of Aspergillus pseudoviridinutans, 558 nucleotides long. Its product is annotated as E2 ubiquitin-conjugating protein UBC8. Gene Ontology annotation, cellular component: nucleus. Gene Ontology annotation, biological process: ubiquitin-dependent protein catabolic process; protein polyubiquitination. The transcript has 7 exons. Gene Ontology annotation, molecular function: ubiquitin conjugating enzyme activity. The coding region runs from base 1 to 558 and encodes 185 amino acids. NCBI's taxonomy places the organism in Eukaryota, Fungi, Ascomycota, Eurotiomycetes, Eurotiales, Aspergillaceae. The record is from RefSeq and is a predicted model, not a curated record.